UGUCUGGUUUAUCUGGGCGGCGCCCGUCAAUUGUCAUAAGGGAAAAGUCAAAUUGAUCUAAUGGCAAUUGGCAAUUGGCAGACGGGUGACGGUUAAAGAGUCAAUCGGAGAUUUGUUCCUCCACAAUCUUAACCGAGCACGUGACUGAGGUAUUUUGCGCGCAGCCUGAUGUUGAUGAGUUGGAGAACGCAGCAGUCGAUCAUCUGCAAGGCUUGAUUUUCCACCUUCUAGAAUACCAUCCACAAUAAUUGAUCCGGGGAUGUCCUUCUGCGGGCGUCCUCCUGAAUUGCACCUCCAUCAUGGGGCAAGGACAGUCCACCGACAACGCCAACGAGGUGCAGGAAGAAACCCCUGCGAAAGCGGACUAUUAUGACCUUCUUGGUGUGGAGAGGACCGCAACCGACGAAGAGAUCAAGAAGGCUUAUAGACGGAAGGCACUCGAGUUUCAUCCUGAUCGAAACUAUGGUAACGUCGAGGAUGCCACCAGACUAUUCGCCGAAGUCCAGUCCGCUUACGAAGUCCUCUCCGACCCUCAAGAAAGAGCCUGGUAUGACUCUCACAGGGACAUACUCCUACGGGGAGACCAAGCGACCGGCCCCAGCGCGGACGAAUUUUCGUACAAUAUCCGUAUGACGACCGCCGAGGAGGUAUUGAAGUUGAUGAUAAACUUCAAUGGUCGGAUGGAAUACAGUAAUGCUCCUAGCGGAUUCUAUGGAGGGUUGAAUGACUUCUUCAAGCAGCUCGCGAAAGAGGAAGAUAUUGCUUGCCAAUGGGAGGAUCAGGACUCCAUGGACUAUCCUGAGUUUGGCCUAGACACCGAUGAUUACGACGACGUGGUGCGGCCCUUCUAUGCCUAUUGGAAUGGGUUUGCGACACGGAAGAGUUAUGCUUGGAAGGACCAAUACCGGUUGUCAGAUGCCCCAGAUCGAAGAAUUAGGCGGUUGAUGGAGAAGGAGAACAAGAAAAUACGCGAGGAGGCCAUCCAGCAAUAUAACGAGGCCGUCCGGUCCCUGGUUGCUUUUGUCCGGAAACGUGACCCUAGAGUGCAGAACAAUCAGAAGUCCGAAGCGGAGCGACAAAAGGCCCUGCGCGACGCAACUGCUGCACAAGCAGCACGCUCGAGGGCAGCACGACAGGCGAAACUGCAAGAGGAUGCAGCAGCGGUACCAGAUUGGGCCAAGUCAAGGACAAGAGAUGAGCAUGAAGGAGCCUUUUCGAGCGAGUCAGAUAUCGAAGAGCACGAGUACGAUUGUGUGGUCUGUGACAAGACUUUCAAAAGCGAUGCUCAGUACAGGGCACACGAAAAGAGCAAGAAGCAUGUCAAAUUGCUGAAACAGUUGCAAAAGGGGAUGCGUGAUGAGGGUGCGAAGUUAGACUUGAGGGGCGCCGAGCAAGCAACACCACACCGUGAAGAUAUUGCCGAUGAGGAAGCCAGCGGAGAAAAUGUGCCAGAGCAGCAUCAACCGAUGGAAGUUGGCGACCAAGAUGAAGACGAGGCAGAAGAGCAAGAAGAUGCUCCUGCUCCCAAGGAGAGGCCGUCAGCCAACGGCACAACAGGGAAGACGGACACAUCACGGCCCGACUCUGACGAGACUGAUGACGACUACGCAUCUCGAUCUGAUGUUGAGCAACGGCUGGCCGGGGGUCCGCUGGCCGGACUAUCCUCAAAGAUAGAAGAUAUUAGUCUGGAGGGCACCCCAUUGGCAUCGGAAUCCGAUGGACCUGCGCAGCCCAAGAUGGGCAAAGCCAAACAAAAAAAGGCAAAGAAGGCGGCUCAAAAGGCGGCAGACCAGUCAGCAUUCCAGUGUGCCGUAUGCAAAGCCGAGUUUCCUUCCAAGACGCGGCUUUUCAAUCACAUCAAGGACGAGGAUCAUGCUGCCCCGGUUUCUCAGACAAAGAGCGUGAAAGGAGGCAAGGGAAAGAAGAGGUAACGCUUGUCUAGAUUUAUGCAUAGCGAUGGCGUUUGGACAUAACUAAGAUACCUAUUCGCGCGCAUCAUGAAUGAUACCAUUGAUUGCUCCAACCAUCCUAUCUCGCUUGCAUCUGAGGACUCGCGUAGGUGUUUCAUGUUGAGGGUUUGGUGUAUCAGAUGUGCCGAGGCAAGCCUCAUCCAGACCCUCAACUCCUCCAUCUUCACCGCACUUUUCGACCUAAUCGCUCCAAACUGGUAUAACCUCGACGUUGAG
Molecule: messenger RNA, 2186 nt
Organism: Exophiala viscosa
Lineage: Eukaryota; Fungi; Ascomycota; Eurotiomycetes; Chaetothyriales; Herpotrichiellaceae
Product: DnaJ protein, subfamily A, member 5
Exons: 1
Coding region: 300-1931 (543 amino acids)
Cellular component (GO): cytoplasm
Source: RefSeq, a predicted model, not a curated record